AUGUCGAACGAGGAUGCUCUCGAAAUGACCACAUCGAAAGCCGUUUCUCAGCAGGACCGUGAAGCCGGCGAUGUCGAGAACGUCCAUCUGAGUGAGGAUGUGGCCGUCAGGUUUCUGGAGAACCUCGACCCUGCCAUCAAAGACGUCCCGAUUUCUGCCAAAGAAGCGCGCAAAGUUCUCUGGAAGAUUGAUCUGAUCGUCCUACCCGUCAUUGCAGGAACUGUCAUUUUGAGUGCCGUGGAUAAGGUUGUCAUCUCCAAUGCAGCCAUCAUGGGCAUGAAGCAUGACCUUAAACUCGUCGGUAACGAAUAUUCUUGGGUCGGAAGCAUCUUUUACUUUGGCUUUCUAAUCUUCGAGUACCCGCAAGCCAUCUUGAUCCAGAGGCUGCCGGUGGCAAAACUGUUGGCUGCUUGUAUUCUCUCCUGGGCUGUCCUCCUCUUCUGCAGUGCUGCAACAAACAAUUUCGCUGGGCUUGCAACGGUUCGUUUCAUCUUUGGUUGCGCUGAAGCAGGGGCUUUCCCUACUGCGUCGAUCCUAACUGUCAUGUGGUACACAAAUCGGGAACAACCAGUCCGCGUGGCAAUCUGGUACAAUCAGUUUUCGUCAGUCUUCUCUGGCAUCACCUCGUACGCAAUCUCACAGACCCAUACACACUUAGCACAAUGGCGCCUCCUCUUCAUCGUCCUCGGGGGCAUAACCGUUCUCUGGUCCGCUACGGUCCUUGCUUUCCUACCCGACUCACCCGUGUCCGCCUGGUGGCUGUCUCCCCGAGAACGAUACAUCGCCAUUCGUCGAUUUCAGAAGAACAACACGGGUAUCGAAGAUAAGAGAGUCAAGUGGUACCAGAUCAAGGAGCUCUUGGUCGACCCCAAGACAUACCUGCUUGCGCUGUUUGCCUGUGCACAGAACAUCCCCAACGGUGGACUCGUUACCUUUUCUUCCAUCAUUGUGUCUGGCCUUGGGUACUCGGUUCCCAUUACGACAUUGCUUGGUAUGCCAACUGGGGUUGUCGCGACGACUUGGCAAAUCAUUCUUGCUGUUUUUUGUGCCAAGCUCAAAAACAUGCGCUGCACCAUUAUUGCCGUGGCCAAUAUUGUCCCUAUGGUCUGUGCGAUCCUCAUGUGGCAGUUACCACGAGAUAACCAGACAGGUCUUCUGGCUGCGUACUAUGUCUUCUACACUUACUGGGGCGUAAUCCCCAUGGCCAACGUGUCUGGCCAUACAAAAAAGGUCACUAUGAACGCUGGCUAUUUCUUUUCCUAUUGUCUGGGCAAUAUUAUCGGACCUCAGGUUUUUCAGAAGAAUGACGCGCCCAACUAUACGAAAGGAUACACUGGGCUCCUCAUCUGUCUUGUUGUUUCGGCAUUGUCCAUCUCCGUAUACGGACUUUUGUGCAGACGAGAGAAUGCUCACAGGGAUAGGUUGCAUGGAGUCGUGCAUACUUCGGCCAUCACAGAGGAGGAGAAUGAGGCGCUCGCCUUGUCGGAUAUGACGGAUAAGGAAAAGAUUGCAUUCCGGUACUCAUACUAA
Fusarium falciforme is the source of this 1530-nucleotide messenger RNA. RefSeq lists its product as hypothetical. The record is from RefSeq and is a predicted model, not a curated record. Lineage: Eukaryota; Fungi; Ascomycota; Sordariomycetes; Hypocreales; Nectriaceae. Gene Ontology annotation, molecular function: transmembrane transporter activity. The transcript is spliced from 4 exons. The coding region runs from base 1 to 1530 and encodes 509 amino acids. Gene Ontology annotation, cellular component: membrane. Gene Ontology annotation, biological process: transmembrane transport.